This is a messenger RNA of Erinaceus europaeus (western European hedgehog), 6277 nucleotides long. RefSeq names its product CCR4-NOT transcription complex subunit 6 (gene CNOT6). Gene Ontology annotation, cellular component: cytoplasm; CCR4-NOT complex; nucleus. NCBI's taxonomy places the organism in Eukaryota, Metazoa, Chordata, Mammalia, Eulipotyphla, Erinaceidae. Gene Ontology annotation, molecular function: poly(A)-specific ribonuclease activity; protein binding. The transcript is spliced from 13 exons. The coding region runs from base 471 to 2354 and encodes 627 amino acids. The record is from RefSeq and is a predicted model, not a curated record. Gene Ontology annotation, biological process: nuclear-transcribed mRNA poly(A) tail shortening.
CGCCGGGCGGGCUCAAGACCCGUGGGCGCGGAGGCGAGGGGGCGCGGCCGGCGAGGGGGCGUGGCCGGCAGGCGGCGUGCGGGGCGCCCCCCUGACGCCAAAUGGUCGCGCCCGGCGGCGACGGCCAAUGGGAGGCCGGGAUGUUGGAGCGGCGGUGGCGGUCGGGGCGCUCGCUGGCUGGGGGGUGGGGGGGGACGGCGGUCGCCGCCAUGAUGCUUGUUUGCUUUCAAUGAAAACGAGGGGGGCGCGGAGGAAGAGGCGGCGGCGUCGGUGGCGGCGGCGUCCGCGGCGCAGCAGCGAAGGCGGCGGUGGGCGCUGCGAGGAGAGCGAGGCCCGGGGCCCAGCGGGCGGGAGGGUGUAGCGGCGGCCCGUCGGGGCGGCUGAGGCGGGCGGCUGACAAGGUGGCGCUCGGAGGGGAAACAAAGAGCGGCGGCUGAGGCGGCGGCGCUGCAGCAGCGGGCGGGACUGGUAUGGUGGUUCCACAGGUCAGACCCCGCUGCACUCACUGGCAGGAGGCGGCGGCAGCGGCGGAGGAAGGCGACGCACCCCGAGAGAAUAGUCCUGACACCUGUUUGUUGAAGGCAGCAGACCAGUUAUCCUGCAGGAAGUCCCGCAUUCUUAUUUUGUCCGAUUGCUUCUUUGGUGUCAUCUGGCCACGUCCUCUAGUGCUUAAUCAAGGCAUGCCCAAAGAAAAAUACGAGCCUCCUGACCCUCGGAGGAUGUAUACAAUUAUGUCCUCUGAGGAAGCAGCAAAUGGCAAGAAGUCACAUUGGGCAGAGCUUGAAAUCAGUGGAAAAGUAAGAAGCUUAAGCUCAUCUUUGUGGUCACUUACUCACUUGACAGCUUUGCAUCUGAGUGACAAUUUUCUGUCCCGCAUUCCUUCAGACAUCGCCAAGCUUCACAAUCUGGUGUAUCUGGACCUGUCCUCUAAUAAAAUUCGGAGUUUACCGGCAGAACUCGGAAACAUGGUAUCACUCAGGGAACUCCAUUUAAAUGACAACCUGUUACGAGUUCUACCUUUUGAGCUGGGAAAACUGUUUCAAUUGCAGACAUUAGGCCUCAAAGGAAAUCCACUUACACAGGACAUAUUGAACCUCUAUGUGGAACCAGAUGGAACAAGAAGGCUACUGAACUAUUUACUUGAUAAUUUGGCAGGUACUGCAAAAAGAAUUUCAACAGAACAGCCACCUCCAAGAUCUUGGAUUAUGUUACAAGAACCAGACAGAACAAGGCCAACUGCCUUGUUUUCUGUCAUGUGCUAUAAUGUUCUUUGUGAUAAAUAUGCGACCCGGCAGUUAUACGGCUACUGUCCGUUAUGGGCACUAAAUUGGGACUACAGGAAAAAGGCCAUUAUUCAGGAGAUCUUGAGCUGCAAUGCUGAUAUAAUAAGUCUUCAGGAGGUUGAAACAGAACAGUAUUACAGUUUUUUUCUGGUAGAACUGAAAGAACGUGGCUAUAAUGGAUUCUUUAGUCCUAAAUCUAGAGCUAGGACAAUGUCAGAACAAGAAAGAAAACAUGUUGAUGGCUGUGCAAUAUUCUUCAAAACGGAGAAAUUUACUUUGGUUCAGAAACACACUGUUGAAUUUAAUCAGCUAGCAAUGGCAAAUUCAGAAGGGUCUGAAGCUAUGCUGAACAGAGUCAUGACAAAAGAUAAUAUUGGAGUUGCAGUACUGCUAGAACUUCGAAAGGAAUUGAUUGAAAUGUCAUCUGGAAAAUCCCAUCUUGGAACAGAAAAACAGCUUAUUCUUGUGGCAAAUGCUCAUAUGCAUUGGGACCCUGAAUACUCUGAUGUGAAGCUGGUUCAAACUAUGAUGUUCCUCUCAGAAGUAAAGAACAUUAUUGAUAAAGCCUCACGAAACUUCCACUCCAGUACAUUGGGAGAAUUUGGGACUAUUCCACUGGUGUUGUGUGCAGAUCUUAAUUCUUUACCAGACUCUGGUGUUGUAGAGUAUUUGAGCACUGGUGGAGUAGAAACAAAUCAUAAAGACUUUAAGGAACUGCGAUACAAUGAAAGUCUUACAAACUUCAGCUGUAAUGGAAAAAAUGGGACAACCAAUGGGAGGAUCACUCAUGGGUUCAAGUUGAAGAGUGCCUACGAAAGUGGCCUGAUGCCUUACACAAAUUACACGUUUGAUUUCAAGGGGAUAAUUGACUACAUCUUCUAUUCGAAACCUCAGCUGAAUACCUUAGGCAUCCUGGGACCUCUGGAUCACCAUUGGCUAGUUGAGAAUAACAUCAGCGGCUGCCCACACCCACUCAUCCCCUCUGACCACUUCUCACUUUUUGCACAACUGGAGCUCUUACUGCCUUUCCUGCCACAAGUCAAUGGCAUUCACCUUCCUGGCAGGAGGUAGUCAAGGACCUUCAGAGGAUAACCUCAGUUUCACUUGUAAGCUCAUAGAAAUCUGAAUUUAGGGGAGUGAGAUAUGGCCAUUAGGAUUUUUUUUUGGUCUUUUUUUUUUUUUUGUCUUAAUAACAAUUUAAAUUUUCAAUCAGAUGAUUUGAUAAGGACAUAUAGUAUGAAAGCCAGGUGCUAACAACAGACAUAUUCUGAGCCUGAUAUGCUUUAUAUACUGUUAGACAGGGGUCGGUGUGUUUGCACCUGUCUUUAAUUUGUUACAAGUGAUUUUCCUGUUUCUUCUCUCCAAUGUAAUUUCAUGCCUUGAAAUAGGAAAAUGUUUGAACAGCAUAUUCUCUUUGCACAGAAAUCCUGUAGCACUACUUUUUUAAGGCCAGUAAUAACAUCACAGACUAUUCUUUCCAUACUCUGCUCCCUUCUUUUUCAGACUUGUUUGUAAAAUAGUAGAUUUGAAUUUAGCCUUUAUGAUUGUAUAUGAUCCACAGAAAACCUGAUUUAUUAAAUUUUGUACUAAAAAAAUCAGAUUUGGAAAUGAUUGUAUUGUAAAACUAAGGCUAAGUUGUUGUUGUUGUUGUUGUUUGUUUUUGUUUUUUUAAAAACCUGUUUCAUGUGUUACAAAGGCCAGCUUGUGAAAGAAGUUGCAACAGACUUUUCUCUGCUGAUGAUUUGCACUGUUGGGGUUUUGUUAGCCCUGUUGUACUACUUUAUUUUAAAUUGAGAACAUUGCUCUUUAAAUCUAAAUCUGUUUAAAGCUUCUGACAUUUUCUCAGACCAGAGAUAUACUCAUGAAUUCCUGGGUUUUUACAAAAACUAUACCAGGACAGAUAAGCUGAGCAGUGAUUAUCUGUAGGCAUUUAUGGACUGAAUGUAAUGGUUGAUAUAUGUACAUUCUGAUAUUUUUAAAUCUUUAAAUUUUUUUUUAAGUUUAAAAAAAUAUUCCAGCUGCUUAGUACAGCUUCUUAACUACUUUUUGAGACUCUUGCUGUCCUAUCUCCACUGUGCCUGCCUAAAUGUGUUCUCACCAAGCACUGCCUGUGCAUGCAGAGAGAAUCUGUGCAUCCUCUUUUAUAUUUUUUACAUACUGUUUAACAUUCAUAAGAAUUUUAUAAAACUGCUUUUGUAUGAGCUGUGGCUUCCCGUUUCCCCACCCCCCAUCGUGAAAUGUUGAAUUUCACAUUUUGGAACAUGUUCCUAGGGUGGGUCCCUGGGUCUUUGCUAACCAGACCCAAGCACUGCUUAUUGGUGUCAUUGUACAGUGCUUGCUGCUCAGGGCAUCAGAAUCUCGUUCAGUGCUGUCACCCAGAAUACUACUAUCAUGUGAAUUUGUUUUUGUUCUCCAUAUAUUCCUUAGUCCCUGUGAUGGAAAAAAAAAAAUCAUUCCUUUUUAUAAAUAUAUAUAUAAACAUAUGAAAUAUGUAAUUUUCCGUUUAUGAAGCAGUAUAAAUGAGAUGUAUUUUCUAAAUGGGUCCCUAAGGCAAUUAUUCAGAUCAUUUUUAAAGUGACUGUUGUUUUAAUACAUCUACCAAGAUAAAAGUUACAUUGUACCCCAAAUUUUGCCCAUAGUGCCAUUGGUAGAUAUAUAGACUGAGGCCUGCUUUCACCUUGUAAAGUUAACCCAUAUGUUUUCUGUUGUCAUUUACUCAUUCUCUCAAAAAUCAAAUGAAUUCAGAGGGAGCUUGGUCUUAACUGCUUUUGUUUCAACUGCAGGCAGGGGAGCAAAAGGAAUAAUACCAUGUGAGCAUGAAGAAAAAAAACCUGUUGAAUGUUCUUAGCAAUUUUUAUACAGAGAGUGAGUCAUUUUGAAUAAUGACUUAAAUUUUAUGAAAAAUGUUUAGCACUUAAACAGUGCUUCUUCUGUUUUUAAGAGAAAAUAAAAUUACAUACUGUUUAAAUAAUUGAUUUUUUUUUUUUUUCUUUUUAAAAAAUUUUCUGAAAAGGUUUUUGAUCUUGAGUCUUUGGGACCUGGUUUUUCCUUUGUGUUUUUUUUUUUUUUUUAAAGAUUUUGUUGUGAUAGUUUAUUUUAUUUUUUUUGCUUUUUGUUUAAGUUUUGCUGACACCAAACACAUCCAGUUUAUAAUUAGUACAUUGGAAAGCAGUUAUUAUUGAUGUAGAAGCAAUGAAUAAUUUUUAGGGGACUUUGUCUUAUUUUAUUUUUUUGUAAAGUGUGAAUAAAAGAUGUGUUUACACAUUUUUCCUAAACACUGUGUUGGUAAUGUGCAUCAUGACAAUUUCUAGCGAGAAAUUGAACUGGGGCUAGUUGGACUGAUGUCAUAGAUGAAAUCAACCGCUUUUCCAAUGAUCCGAAUUACGUAGAAACAGGUCCAAGAGAGCUUUAUAGAAGGGGCGGGGGAGGUACUUACUCAAUUUGUAUUUGUUAAUGGAGGACGUGUUCUUUUCAUAGAUGCUGGAACACAGUGCACUUGUUAGAGGCUAAAGGUUUGAGCUUUACACAAAAUGUUUCCAUCUGUAUUUGUUAAUUGUCAACAAUGUAUUUGAAAAUGGGGGCAGCACAGUAAGAUGUAAUAGGCCCUUGUGUCUUGAAAAUACUUAUUCUUGCCUCUUGGAGGCACACUACAUUCUGUGGGUCAGUUUGAACAGCAUCUCCACAUUACUUAGGUGGUGAUAAAUUGAACCAGGAGUAUAAGAUUUGCAACUGUCGCCUACAGUAAAAAAAAACAUUUUGGGUCUACAGAGAACAAAUGGAUGGUCACACCAAAAUACAUUUUGAUACUCUUGUUAAGCAGAAUGUUGCGUUUUAAACAUUUUCUUUGUCCCAGGUAAUUCCCAGUCAUCCAUAUGCCCUAAAAAUGCAAUAAAAGUGGGAUGUUUUCACAGUAUAAGAUUUCUCUUCAAAAUUUCUGUAACAAAUACAUCUAAUGUACUAUUGUCAUGUGUUCUUGCUGGAUAGAUUCGUCUUAGGAAGACUUUACAGAAAUCUUGGCUGAUCAUCUCUGUUAUAACGAUCACAAAUUUGGAGACUUGAUUCCUUAUGACUCUUGAAGUACAGUUUACUAGUGAUAUUUAUGCUUUGAGAUUUUUAAAUAAUGUUCAAAAUUAAUUUAUGGCAUAAUUUAAACUAAAGUUGGAGAAACAAAGGAGAUAGGCAAGGAAUAUCUCUGAGAAAAAGAAGUUCCUAUUUUUACUUGAUUCGGUUACUACCAGGAAGACUUAUUCUGAAAUAGCACUUUGAAACUUAAGGAUAUUAUUAAAUUGGGUGGGAUGCACUUCUAAACGUUGAUAUGAAAUAUUUCAAAGCUCUUCUUUUACAGUUUCAGGUUUUUCCAGUUUUAGUAGUCUUUAAUACUUUUUUUUUUUUUUAAGCUCAUAGAAUUAGUUUUCAUAGUGACUUUUUAAGGUUUUGGGGUCAUGUCACUUAAGGACAGAAACCAACCUAGGCAAAAACACUGCUGUUCUUUAAUGACCUAAUGAGAAUACUCAGUACAAAUGCUGCAGGUAAUUCAAGGAACACCUUUAGCAAGGGUUUCUCCCCUGUUCAUAAACAGUGUUUAAGAUGUUCGCUUUGCUCUUCUUUGGGAUUACAGAAGUUUUAAUUACUAGUAUGUUGAAGUAGUGUCUAAAAUAUAGUUAUCUAGUGUUUUUAUUUACAGUACAUUAUAUGGUGUAAUGCACUGGACUAACUUUUGUUUACCAUUCUUGUAACAAAUCCCAGCACAUUAUCUGCACUAAGCUCAAAGAAUGUCUCAUUUGCCUAGGCAGCUCUUCAAUGAUAAGGGUAGUGGGGAACUGAAUAAUUACCUAUAGACUGGUGGCAACAAGGGCUUUUACUGUUCUUUUCAGUGGAACCUUUUGGUCAAAUUGUAACUAGCUAGUAUUAUAUUUAUAUACAGGGUCUUUUUUCUUUACCAAUGUAUUUUCCUACUCAUAGCCAACCAAUAAAUUCAAUAUCUGUUUCAAAUA